AUGAGAGGAGUCCAGCUUUUAUUUCUAUUGCAACUAUGCACAAGCUGCGUACUAACUCUAGCAGUCCCCAGAGUUCCUGUUCCAAAGAGAAGAGAGGUGUAUGGUAAUGGCAGAAUCUUUGAUAUCACCCAAAGGGUGAAUGCUAAAAUGCCGACAUGGGGCUCCAGAGAUGGGCUCGGCCAAUUUGUAUGGUUGGUUGCUAGCAUGAAAAAUGGUUCUCUUGUGAAUGCUUCCGAGAUGAAGCUAUCUGCACACACUGGCACGCAUAUUGAUGCUCCUUCGCAUAACUAUGAAGAAUACUAUGAAGCUGGGUUUGACAUUGAUACAUUGGACUUGGAGGUGCUCAAUGAAUCUCAUGGACUAAAUUAUUUAAAUGAGCAAAUAUUUAGAGUUGAAGCAUGUUGA
This is a messenger RNA of Hevea brasiliensis (rubber tree), 405 nucleotides long. Its product is annotated as cyclase-like protein 2. Gene Ontology annotation, molecular function: arylformamidase activity. The record is from RefSeq and is a predicted model, not a curated record. Bases 1 to 405 code for a protein of 134 amino acids. NCBI's taxonomy places the organism in Eukaryota, Viridiplantae, Streptophyta, Magnoliopsida, Malpighiales, Euphorbiaceae. The transcript has 2 exons.